CCUUAGCUCACGCGUUUGCACUAGCUCCUACAACCGACGUCGCAAAAUGUCAAUUGUCGAUUUCGACGAAUCUGAGCGCGGGGUCGCCUUGUGCCCUGAGGAUUUCCCUCUGGGAUAUAGCAACGGGCAGCAUCCUGGUGAUUACAUCGAGAUGGACGCGCCCAUCGUGCCGGAGUUCACUUUCCACCACAUCCGCGGCAAGUUCAACCGGCUUUGGUGGCGCGUCUCAUGGAAGCUUCGCACUGGCAAGUUCAUUACCAUGAGCUUUCUCCUCGACACGGGCGCCCCGAAGCACAUGUACCUCUGCGAUAAGGCGCUCAGGGCGCUUGAGAAGGACGGCCAGAUGGCGGAGGACGCGGACCUUGACAUCCAGUACACGACCCUGCUUGGCCGCAAGUGCCCCGUGGAGCCUCCUGCCGUGCACCAGCCCGCCGCCAACAUCAUCGGCCUCAAGCUCCUCAUGCGCUUCGGCCUGCGGCUGUACAACGAGCACCCGUUCUUCUCAUUCAGCUCAGACAUUCCCUACCUCGACGCAGCAGCGCAGUAACUGAACAGGCUGCUCGCUGCGGCCUGCAUCCAGCAGUCAAGUGACGCCAGAAUGCGGCUGUGCCGCCAUUACCGUAUGCGGUACGACAGGGGCGCCCUGCAUGGUGUUGGUGGCGGCAAGCAGGCAGUUCACGGCGGCGAUUGUAGUAGAUAGUGCAGUUACGUACCUUGGGGAAAGUGGUGCCACGCGCGGUCUGAGCCUCGCUGCGCGUUGGCGUGCGUGCGCAUUUGUGUGUUGAAGAACGCGUUUGUUCCUGUGGCGCUGCUGCUGCCUCGAGCGGCUGGGUGCCACAGCGGCGUCCUGCAUUUGUACUGUGAAAGGGCCGAGGCCAGGGCUGGCGGCGGCAUCUAAACAAGUUUUGCAUGAGGCCUACGCAGUGACGGGUGAGAAAAUGACAUGCGAACCCAAGCAUGGCAAGGGGCGGCCACGAUGAGCUGUCAUGUCAGCAGAGUGCCUCUAGACAACCCUAUACCUCAAGUCAUAGGGGGACCCCGCAUCCUUUCCAUUUAUGGUACGGUAGUCCACGCCAGGCCCGUAGCGGCCCAGGCAGGGGAGGGCCCCCCCUACCCUGGGCCCAGGCGUGCAUUGCUUACAUGACCGGGGCUUUGAACAUGGGGCUAAAAGGCUGGCGUACUUCUACAUUUGGAACUGUAGGGGUGGGAGGUGGAAGGUUCAGGUAGAGGCAGGUGGUGGGGCUCCCAUGCAUGGCUGGGAGCAGGGCCUACUAGCCCAAGCAAGGCGUAAGGCCAAAGGCGCAGGUGGCACGCCCCUUUCUCGGCGCUGAGGUUUAGAGCAGGGCUUCCGUACUGGUCCGUGUUGGCGCACGCCCUUCUGUGACGCGCAAGCAUAGGACUGUGCGAAACAGCACCCGACGGGCCAAACCCCGAA
Messenger RNA from Chlamydomonas reinhardtii, 1435 nucleotides. RefSeq lists its product as uncharacterized. NCBI's taxonomy places the organism in Eukaryota, Viridiplantae, Chlorophyta, Chlorophyceae, Chlamydomonadales, Chlamydomonadaceae. The record is from RefSeq and is a predicted model, not a curated record. The transcript has 2 exons. The coding region runs from base 152 to 547 and encodes 131 amino acids.